Molecule: messenger RNA, 1848 nt
Organism: Anneissia japonica
Lineage: Eukaryota; Metazoa; Echinodermata; Crinoidea; Comatulida; Comatulidae
Product: neural cell adhesion molecule 2-like
Exons: 1
Coding region: 502-1848 (448 amino acids)
Source: RefSeq, a predicted model, not a curated record
ACACUAAUCCAAUAAACCCCUGGAUAAAAAUCAGCCCCAUCAUUUACGAGAUACUAUUGAACGAAUAUUGACAAUAUUUUUCACUACAACAACGUUGAACAAGUUCACACACACAUAAAUAAAGCUAAUAAUUUAAAAACCGAAUUAUAUUGGAAUUAUAAAUGUAAUUUUAUUUAUUGUUAUUCCUAUGUUCUAAAUAAAGUUAAAGCAAUACGUCUGGAAGUUUCUCCCAUAUACACUUCUGUUCACCAUAUAUAUUCAUAGAAUUCUGAAUGAUGUUUUAAUUUGUGAACUGCACGACCGAAUUCUGUUGAGUACGUUAAAAACAAUGUAACACAGUACGAGUAACACGUUAAUUUUUUAGUAGACCUUCUGAAUAAUUGUGUUACGCAAUAAUUGAAAGCCUUAGUAUAAUACUGUAUUUAAGCAACUUGCUUCAGAUUGACAUUCGGUAUCUUAGAAAAUAAGUGAUCGCUAUAAUUUAUCUGUAUAGAAGUUACUAUGUUUCCUAAAUUGUUGGUCCUGCUCAUUGCUCAAUUGUUGUUAUAUUUGAAGCAAACAAAUUGUGUACCAAUAUUUGCUGCUGAGCCAUUAGAUGAUAAAAUUAUGAAAGGAAAUUAUCAUUGGUUCCCCUGUAUUGUCAAUGGGCUUGAGGAAGGUCAGACGUUACAGUGGUAUAACAACGGACGAAUAGUACAAGAAGGAACUCGAAUAGUAAUCGAAAGAAAACAGAACGGGGCAAGAAGUAUACUUUUUAUAAACGGAGUUAUUCUGGCAGAUGCAGGCCAAUACCACUGCGCUGUUGUACAGGCUUCGAAUGGUGAAACUAUUAUUCGAUCGCGGACAGCAUCUCUCGCUGUUCAUUCGCUACCUUCACCUCUGUACCCUUAUUGCUCUUUACAAACCGCUACUGUUGUCGCUGGAUCUACUGUUACAUUUUCGUGUUUAUCUGAAAAAGUAGAGCCACCAGUAAUAUUAAGCUGGAUUCAUUCGAUAGAUAGCCAAGAUAUAGUUACUACACUUAAUGAAUACGGGAAAAAUAUAUCUUUGGAAUUUAGCAUGAAGGCUAGAAAACGUUAUAAUCGCGCUACUUUUAUCUGUAAGCAAGUAUCACCUUUGUUUACAGACAAUCAAACAUGUUCAAUAGGGCCUUUGGAUAUAUUACAUAAGCCAGAGGCUAUGGUUCAGCACGCAACCCCAACAUUGCCAGGCCGAGAGACGAUUGCUUUCUGCCAGACUUCAUCUAAUCCACCUGUCACAAAAUUCCAAUGGUUAUUUGACCCACAUAUUCCUGCAGAUAGAUAUAGCAUAGAUGAAACAGGACAAAUUUUGAAACUUCUUAAUCCUGAAGUCAAACAAACUGGAACUAAUAUAACAUGUGUUGCUACAAAUAUUGUAGGCCAUGCGUCAUCUUCAAUAAUUUUACAGGUGUCUCAAGUGAAUUUCGAAAAUGAACACACUACAAGUGAAUCGACCGGUAAUCAAAUAUUUAAAGCCAUCAAUAAAGAUAUACAUUUAUCUCUAGAUGUUGUAAUUAUCAUCGUUGCUGGCGUUAUUAUUAUUGUUGUACUUGUUGUUUUAGUUCCAGUCUACCAUUAUUGUUUGUGUCGUAAUCAAAACACAACUACAGUUGAUUCUUCAGGGAAAGAGGUAAUUCAACCCGAAGUGUAUUAUGAGGCUAGAGAAGGAGUUAUUUUAAGACAUACGAUUCAAGAUCGUUCAUUGCCUCGUGUACCUACUACAGAGGUAUAUGGUCAUUGGAGACAUUCAACAGCAUCACAAGUUCCCAAUGAUCUUGAGUCACAUAGUUAUACUUACAUUGAUACAGAAAAUACAUUUUUUCGUUAA